This is a messenger RNA of Teleopsis dalmanni, 1306 nucleotides long. RefSeq lists its product as uncharacterized. The record is from RefSeq and is a predicted model, not a curated record. The coding region runs from base 85 to 768 and encodes 227 amino acids. Lineage: Eukaryota; Metazoa; Arthropoda; Insecta; Diptera; Diopsidae. The transcript has 3 exons.
AAUUUGCAUGAAGUUGUUAUUAAUGAAAAAGAAACUUUAGUUCAUCAAAAAGGCGUACUGAAAUUAAGCGGAAAAUCGUCCAAAAUGGCAAUGUUACCCUUACAUGAUACUAUGAAGAAAAUACUAGAAAAAGACAAUUAUUUGUCAGAGAUGUUGGCCGAAAUAAAGAAACUAAAAGAUAGCCAUAAUUUUACAAAUUAUUUUUUUAAUACUUCUCGUGCCAUGACUCUUAAAAUUAGCUAUAAACUUGAGCAACAGAUACUUUUGAUGUUUCCUACGGAGAAGCUGGAAUAUUACAGAUGCGACAGAAGAGGAAAAAUUUACUCCAGAUUUUGUUAUUUAAGGCAGUCGCUGAAAAAUAUAGAGAAAAAACAAUCUGCACCAGAAAGCCACGAUGGCUCAAAAGUCAUAUAUGAAGAUGUUGCAGCAGAUGCCGUUAAACGUCUUAGGUACGAGAAUGUAGAUGCAAGUGAGUUAAAUGAGCUAUGGCAACUAUCUUCUUCUAGCAGACUGGAAAAAAUUGUCAAUGAUUGUUUAAGUUUAUCAGAUAUUUUUAAGCUUUGGCCAGAGUAUAAGAAGCCAACGGGAUACAGACUAAUUGAUUUAGAUUUUAAACAUUUGUAUUCAUCUGCUAACGAUAUUCUUGAUAUCUUUGAGCCGAAAAUGAAAAAAUUGUACGACUUCUUUUCUAAGCCAAAUACUUUGAAAGAUUCCAAUUGUAGUGUGCUUCUAAAAAAGCUAACCGACGAUGUUGUUGCUAAAGGUUAGUAAAAUAAAUAAUAAUAACAGUUAUGUUUGAAAAUGAAUCUUAUUUCUUCUAUUUUUGGGAGACACGUCCUAUAUUUUCACAACUCUUUGGUGUCUUCAUGAAUAUUUAUUUCCAACUGGGCGCGUGGUACAAAAAGACAACACCGGCAAAAAAAUAACACGAAGAUUUACUAUAAAAGACUCACAAGAGUCGGUAUGCUUCGUUGGCCAAACCGUGCAACAAUUGGAACAAUUCAUCUCUUUUCAAAAAAGUCGAAACCUAAAUAUUCAGCCAUUUAUUUUAGCUCUUGGAGAGUCAAAUUUUAAAAAUUUUGAGAAUUUUAUUUUAUAUUUGGACGAUCAUCGGUUAAAAUUUGAUCAUUUUAUUCGCUGUUUUGAUGUCUGUUUUAAAUCCUACCAUAUAUUUAAUCUCAAAUAUCCGGAAGCAUCGAAUCACUUUUGGAAAUUUAUUGAAAUUUAUUUUUAUGAAAUAUCGUAUAAAAAUUCUAAAAACUCCCCAAAGGCCAGCAUUCUAAAAGCUGAAUUAAUGCACUAAUUU